Molecule: messenger RNA, 1107 nt
Organism: Microbotryum saponariae
Lineage: Eukaryota; Fungi; Basidiomycota; Microbotryomycetes; Microbotryales; Microbotryaceae
Source: the annotation of a GenBank genome assembly
AUGCAACAAGUCCCCUCGUCGACGCCUGCGACGCGCGGACCCCUAAUUGCCUCCUCACCCCGGCGAGCCGCCGUCGCCGCCGCCACCCCCGAAACAAGCCCAACUUCGAGUCCUCGCUCCCACCACCUCCCCACGCGUCUGCAAGAACCUUCUACCGCUCUGCUUGGCUCGACCUCGCAACGUGAUCACGUUCGGGUACCCAUUGCCGAAGCAUGGGAGCAAGACCCCUUUGCGUCGAUCAAUUCGUCCGGUCGGCCAUCUUCGGUCUCGGCCGAAUCGGACCCGCCAAUCCUGAAUCAGCCAUCAUCCUUCCGUCGGCCAUCAACGCAAUCAAACAAUAAUGAUCCUUUUCAACGUUCCAUUGUCCGUUGGUCACAACACUACCAGCAUGACUCCCCCGCUUCGCUCGACGAUUCUCCGCGUCGCGAUCACUCGCACGUUGACUUUCGCCCCAAAUCACAAGGCUCAAUCGACGAUCAAGAGCCGCACGAGGACACGUCUUCAGCCUUCCGUUUCGCUAUCAAUCCGUUCCGUUCGUCAUCCCCGACCCUUCAAACCUUUGCCGACCGAGCACCUCGAUUUCCGACCGACGAGAAGACCUCUCGACCGCACCGCUCGCGCCGAGCUCGCCACCCUCAGAUUCCUCAUACCUCAACACCUCCCAAAAGCUUUCGUGACCGCCCUCUAGGCAAAUACAUCGCCUGGUUCCUGAUCGUCGCCUUGGUCGCCGUCGUCGUCUCCGUCACCGUCACGCUCUCCCUCCGUUCAUCCCGACGAGCAAACUCCGAAGACGCCAUCGGGUCCAUCGGUAGUGGAGUCACCUACUCCCCACCACCCGUAUCCGCCUCUUCCUCUUCGCCAAUCCCAUCCUCGAACCAAGCUUUCAACGCGCUCAGCGCUUCCGCGAUUUUUCUCUCCUCAAGUACCUCCAACGUCCAAGCCGCGACCGCGCUCCUGACUGCUCCAAGUUCAGCAGCAGCGGUGAAUGCCAGCCCGACAACGACAAGUGCACCUUCCAUUCGAGCUGGAAGGGCUUCGAGUACGACGACAACGACGUCUGCGAGGGGGAAGAGGAUGAGGAGGGAACGAAGGGCCGCGCAUCCUUAG